UUACUCUGUCCCAAAGUCCAACCAACCGUCCAGACAAAGCAUGGUCUCCUCUCUGGUCUUCCGUACGCGAACGCCAAAGGAAGCAGGUGCGACUGCUCCACCGCCUCAAUAUAAGUCAAACAUCUCUCUUGUUCCUUUGUUUCCUCCGAAUUCGAACCCUCUCUUCUUCGCCUUCUCGAUCCCUCGGUCCUACGCAGUGGGGGCAUCGAUCGGGACCAGCGGAGGCGGCAACCUCGGAGGCGGAAGAUUAGGGUUGCAGACUCUUUGAACAUUCUCGGGAAGGGGAGGAGUCGCGGUGCAGAUACCGGUUUCUGUGAAGCAAUGGCAGAAAAUUGGGUUGAUAGCUUUAAUUUGGGUAGACAUUCUGAUGAGAGCCAUCAUGACGAUUCACGUGUUGAGCCUAUCUAUGAAGCAUUUCUUUGUUCACUUACGAAACAAGUUAUGCACGAUCCAGUUACCAUAGAGAAUGGGCAGACUUUUGAGCGAGAAGCUAUUGAGGAAUGGUUCAAGAAAUGCAGGGACAAUGGAAGGAUGCCAACCUGUCCAUUGACAAAUAAAGAAUUAAAGAGCACUGAAUUAAACCCUAGUAUAGCUUUGAGGAAUACCAUUGAAGAGUGGACCAAGAGAAAUGAAAUUGCCCAGCUGGACAAAGCAUGUAGAACACUGUCACUUGGAAGUUCUGAUGUUGAUGUUUUACAGUCACUUAAUUUCAUUAUAUAUAUUUGUCAGAAAAGCAGGUCAAGCAAACAUGCUGUGCGUAAUGCAGAAUUAAUACCUAUGAUUGCUGACAUGCUGAAGAGCAGCAACAGGAAAAUCCGACUUAAGGCACUAGAAACCCUUCGCGUCGCUUCUGAAGAAGAUGAUAAUAAGGAAGCUAUUGCUGCAGGAGACACAAUCCGAAGAAUUGUGAAAUUCUUGUCACCUGAGCAUUCACAAGAGACAGAAGAAGCUGUAUCAUUAUUAUAUGAGCUUUCAAAAUCUGAAACUUUGUGUGAAAAGAUUGGAGGAGUCAGUGGAGUGAUACUUAUAUUGGUAGGAAUGGCAAGUAGCAAAUCAGAAAAACACUUAACUAUAGAAAGAGCUGAUAAGACAUUGGAAAAUUUAGGAAAAAGUGAAAAUAAUGUCAGACAAAUGGCUGAAAAUGGUAGAUUGCAGCCGCUUCUUAAACUUCUCCUUGAAGGAUCACCUGAAACACAGCUCUCAAUGGCUGCUUAUCUUGGAGAGCUUGUCUUAAGCAAUGAUGUGAAAGUCUUUGUAGCCCAAACAGCUGGUUCGGUACUCGUCAAUGUCAUGAAAAGUGGGAGCAAGCAAGCGCGAGAAGCUGCCCUCAAGGCUUUGAACCAAAUAUCAUCAUAUGAGGCUAGUGCAAAGAUACUUAUUCAUGCUGGCAUCCUUCCACCACUUGUCAGAGACCUUUUCAUGGUAGGGAUCAACCAGCUGCCUAUGAGACUGAAAGAGGUAGCUGCAACAGUUCUUGCUAACAUUGUGUCUUCAGGUGCUAAUUUUGAGAGUAUCCCUCUUGAUCAUGAUCGCCGUACCUUGGUUUCUGAAGACAUCGUACACAGUCUUCUUCAUCUAAUUAGCAACACUGGACCUGCAGUUGAAUGCAAACUUCUUCAGGUACUUGUGGGGCUUACAAGUUCUUCAGCCACUGUUUUGAACAUAGUUGUUGCUAUAAAAAGUUCAGGUGCUACCAUUAGUAUUAUUCAGUUCGUUGAAGCCCCACAAAGAGAUGUCAGAGUGGCUUCUAUAAAACUCUUGAACAAUAUUUCUCCUUACAUGGGUCAAGAGCUUUCUGAUGCUCUUCGUGAGACUGCUGGUCAAAUCAGCAGCUUGAUUAAUAUCAUUGCAGAUGACAGUGGGAUCUCAGAAGAGCAGGCAGCUGCUGUUGGGCUCCUCGCCGACCUUCCAGAGAGUGACUCUGUUUUAACCAGGUGCCUCUUGGAUGAAGGAGCUUUCAGGAUAGCCAUCUCAAAAGUGACCAGUAUCAGACAAGGGAUAACUCGUGGGGGACGCUUUGCCACUCCUUUUCUUGAAGGCCUCGUUAGUGUUCUCUCGAGGCUCACAGACAUUCUGGAAGGUGAACCGGAGAUCAUUGCCCUAACUCGUGAGUAUAAUCUUGCUAGCCUUUAUACUGAUUUGCUUCAGAUGAAUGGUCUAGACAAAGUGCAAAGAGCUUCUGCCCUGGCUCUGCGAAACCUCUCCAGGCAAACAAAACUAUUAACAAGGGUCCCAGUGGUUCCAGAACCAGGGUUUUUCCGUUCUAUGUUUUCUUGCGCAGGCAAGCAACCAGUUAUUACUGGACUGUGCCAAGUCCACCAUGGCUUCUGUUCUGUAAAAGAAAGCUUCUGUUUGUUGGAAGGAAAAGCCGUAGAGAAGUUGGUUGCUUGUUUAGAUCAUACUAAUGAAAAGGUUGUCGAGGCUGCCUUGGCAGCCUUGUGCACUCUGUUGGAUGACGAUGUGGAUAUCGAGCAAGGAGUGUCUGUCUUAGAUGGUGCGGAUGGGAUUAAACCAAUUCUGGAAAUAUUGCAGGAAAACCGCACAGAGACGCUCAGGCAGCAAGCUGUCUGGGCUGUGGAAAGGAUCUUGAGGAUAGAAGAAAUAGCUUGUGAAGUUUCAGGGGAUCAAAACGUUGGAACAGCAUUAGUUGAAGCCUUCAGGCAUGGGGAUUAUAGAACGAGGCAGAUCGCAGAGCGGGCACUGAAGCAUGUCGAUAAGUUGCCAAAUUUCUCUGGGAUUUUCACCAAGAUGGGGCAAUAAGAGGGUAGAAAGACCAGAGCUUUGUACAUUGAGCUUGUAAUAUAUUCUUCUCAACUCCUGUAUUUUGAUAUAUUCUUUUCUGUUCGCGAAAAGGAGUGUUAAGGUUGUGGAUUCUAUUUUCAGAGAACACUCUUGCAUGGUAAUAAACCAUUGGGUUGAAAAGAAACGCCAAAAGGAUUCACACAGAUUGUUUAUAGAAGAAAGAGUAGGAAGCCAUUUGCUGAUGGGACUGCAAGAAAGACUAGGAAGCCGUGGCUUGUAGAUACUACAAAUUUUGUGUAUCGAUGUGGUGACAUUGAAUUGAUUUGGCAUUGUAAAGUGUAUUAGUUUUGGAUGAAUAUAUAUAGGUAACGAAUAUUUGGUAUUUUUAGCAUUGAUCAA
Messenger RNA from Zingiber officinale, 3141 nucleotides. Its product is annotated as U-box domain-containing protein 44-like. Gene Ontology annotation, biological process: protein ubiquitination. Bases 322 to 2760 code for a protein of 812 amino acids. Lineage: Eukaryota; Viridiplantae; Streptophyta; Magnoliopsida; Zingiberales; Zingiberaceae. The record is from RefSeq and is a predicted model, not a curated record. The transcript has 4 exons. Gene Ontology annotation, molecular function: protein binding; ubiquitin-protein transferase activity.